GAGGGAGAGGCAGCCCCCCCCCUCUCCUUCUCUCUGUCUCUGCCUCCUGAUUGGCUGCUUGUUCGCCCAGCUGACUGCCCUCUGUCAGACAGAGAGAGAGAGAGACAGGGAGGGUGAUGGAGGCUACAGCGAUGGGGUCAGACGUGGGUCCUCCAACAUGGCGGCAGCGUCAUACGACCAGCUGCUGAGACAGGUGGAGGUGUUAAAGAUGGAGAACUCCAACUUGAGACAGGAGCUGCAGGACAACUCCAACCACCUGACCAAACUGGAAAGUGAGGCCUGCAACAUGAAGGAAGUGCUGAAGCAGCUGCAGGGCACCAUAGAAGAAGAGUCUGGAGACGCGUCUGGCUCUCAGCUGGAGCUCAUUGAGAGACUGAAAGAGAUGAGCCUGGAGUCUGCGGGUUUUAAGCCCAGGUCGAGGCCUCCUCUGCCCCCCUCGUCCUCCUCCAGCUCGACCUCUUCUGGUUCUGGAGCUCCUGGAGGAGCAGCUGGAGGCUCCGGAGCUCCAGGCCCCCCGACGACCGCCGGCUUCCCCAGGAGAGGGCUGCCGACUGCGGGCAGAGACAGCCAUGACCGAUGCCUGGAGGACCUGGAGAAGGAGAGGUCUCUCCUAUUGGCUGAGCUGGAGAAGGAGGAGAAGGAGAAGGACUGGUAUUACGCUCAGCUGCAGAAUCUCACCAAGAGGAUCGACAGUCUGCCGCUCACUGAGAACUUCACUCUGCAGACGGACAUGAGUCGGCGCCAGCUGGAGUUUGAGGCUCGUCAGAUCCGUUCAGCGAUGGAGGAGCAGCUGGGCUCCUGUCAGGAGAUGGAGAGGAGGGCUCAGGCUCGCGUGUCCCGUAUUCAGCAGAUAGAGAAAGACAUCCUGAGACUGGGAGCACGGCUGCAGGUAGCCUCCCAGGUGACCUCACAGGUGGAGGAAGCUCAGGGGCCGAGCGACAGCAGUGGAUUGGCCGGAGUUCAGAGCUCCAGCAGCCGGUUGGACCACGAACCAGCCAAUGAGGCGAGCUACUCUGUGCCUCGACGAAUCACCAGCCACCUGGGAACCAAGGUGGAGAUGGUGUACAGUCUUCUGUCAAUGUUGGGGACUCAUGAUAAAGACGACAUGUCGCGGACUCUGCUCGCCAUGUCGAGCUCGCAGGACUCGUGCAUCGCCAUGCGUCAGUCGGGCUGUCUGCCGCUGCUCAUCCAGCUGCUGCACGGCAACGACAAGGACUCCCUGUUGCUAGGUAACUCCCGCGGCAGUAAAGAGGCUCGUGCGCGGGCGUCGGCAGCGCUGCACAACAUCGUUCACAGCCAGCCCGACGACAAGAGAGGCCGGCGUGAGAUCAGGGUGCUCCACCUGCUGGAGCAGGUGCGUCAUUACUGCGAGGAGUGUUGGAGCUGGCAGGAGAACCACGAGAGGGGCGUCGACCAGGAGGACAACCCCAUGCCGUCUCCAGUGGAGCAUCAGAUCUGUCCGGCCGUCUGCGUCCUCAUGAAACUUUCCUUCGACGAGGAACAUCGGCACGCCAUGAACGAACUCGGCGGUCUGCAGGCGGUGGCGGAGCUGCUGCAGGUGGACUGUGAGAUGUUCGGUCUGAGCAGCGAUCAUUACAGCGUCACGCUGCGGCGAUACGCCGGCAUGGCGCUCACCAACCUGACCUUCGGAGACGUAGCCAAUAAGGCCACGCUGUGCUCCAUGAAGGGCUGCAUGAGAGCGAUGGUCGCUCAGCUGAAGUCUGACAGCGAAGACCUGCAGCAGGUGAUAGCGAGCGUGUUGAGGAACUUGUCGUGGCGUGCUGAUGUCAACAGUAAGAAGACGCUGCGUGAGGUCGGCAGCGUGCGAGCGCUGACGGGCUGUGCUCUCGAGGUCCAGAAGGAGUCGACCCUGAAGUCCGUACUGAGCGCGCUCUGGAACCUGUCGGCUCACUGUACGGAGAACAAGGCGGAUAUCUGCGCGGUGGACGGCGCGCUGGCGUUUCUGGUGGGAACGCUGACGCACUGCAGCCACACCAACACGCUCGCCAUCAUCGAGAGCGGCGGCGGCAUACUGCGCAACGUCUCCAGCCUCAUCGCCACCAACGAAGCGCACAGGCAGAUCCUGCGUGAGCACGGCUGCCUGCCGACGCUGCUACAGCACUUGAAGUCUCACAGUUUGACCAUCGUGUCCAACGCCUGCGGGACGCUCUGGAAUCUGUCGGCCAGAGACGCCAAAGACCAGGAGGCAUUAUGGGAGCUGGGCGCCGUGGGCAUGCUGCGCAACCUCAUUCACUCCCGGCACAAGAUGAUCGCCAUGGGCAGCGCCGCCGCCCUGCGUAACCUGAUGGCCAACCGGCCGGCACGCUACAAGGAUGCCAGCGUGGUGUCGCCGGGCGCCGGCGCCCCAUCACUGCACGCCCGCAAACAGAAGGCGUUAUUCGAGGAGCUGGACGCCCAACAGCUGUCAGAGACUUUCGACAACAUCGACAACCUGAGCCCCAAGGCGGCGCACAGGAAGGGGCGGGGCUGUAACGGCGCCGGUGGAGGAGGAGGAGGGAACACAACGCGCUCAUACACCAACACGCCGGUGCUGUCGAGCCCGAAGAACGGAGACGGAUCAAAAAGGACGGGUGAGGAAGUGACAUACGCUCGGCCGGUGUUCCCGCCCAGCGUCCGAGCGUCCAGCGACAGCCUCAACAGCGUGACGAGCGCAGACGGGUACGGCAACCGCGGCAAGACCAAACCGUCAGCGGAGCCGUUCUACUCGUCAGACGAGAGCCGAGACAACAAGUGCUGCGUCUACAGGAAGUACCCGGCCGACCUCGCACACAAAAUCCGCAGCGCCAACCACAUGGCGGACGACGACGGCGCGGAGUUGGACACGCCCAUCAACUACAGCCUGAAGUACUCCGACGAACAGCUGAAUUCUGGGAGACAGAGUCCGAGUCACCGUGGCAGCAUCGAGAGCGACGAGGACGACGAAACGGACGCCAGGCUGAGGAGGAGGAACGACGGCGGCGACUCGGCACCGACCAGCGGCCGCAUAGCGUCCACCCCGCAGCCGCGCUACGUCGUCGCCACGGCAACGUCAGACUACGUUGGUGACUCCACCGGCGAGCAGCCAAUCGACUACAGCCUGAAGUACGGCACUGACGCCGCCCGCAAACCGCUGUUCAAGCCACAAGAGACCGCUGCCCCCUCCGUCCCACCUCCUCCGUCAUCCUCUGCCAACAAGCUCCGCCCCCCUCCACCCACAGCCAAUCGGACGGGGCCAAAAGGCAACCAGGAGUCCACGCAGACGUAUUGCGUGGAGGACACGCCCAUCUGCUUCUCCAGAGGCAGCUCGCUCUCCUCGCUGUCAUCAGAGGAGGAAGAUGAGGAUGGCGAUGUCAUUGGGAGGAAGAGGAGGGGCGGCAGCGGCGGCGGCAGUAAUGACUAUCCGACACUUCCUGUCAGCGAGAAAGACGCACACGAACAGCAGCAGAGGCAGCAGAAGGAGGCGGAGAGCCAGACCGCCACUGCUACCGCCGCUUCCUCCUCACGGGGAAGACGUGCUCACCACCACCAUCACGGCCACGCCCACCACCAUCACCACCACCAUGUGACGUCAUCGGGUGCCAGGACUCCGAAGAGUCCACCGGAGCAGCCGUACGCUCAGGAGACGCCGCUGAUGUUCAGCCGCUGCACGUCCGUCAGCUCCCUCGACAGCUUCUCCACCUCUUCCAUCGCCAGCUCCGUGCGCUCCAGCGAGCCGUGCAGCGGCGUGCCGAGCGGCGUGGUCAGUCCCAGCGACCUGCCUGACAGCCCGGGACAGACUAUGCCGCCGAGCCGCUCCAAGACGCCGCCGCUGCCGCCAGCGACGCAGAACACAAAGGAGGAGGAAAAGACGAAGAAGAAGGACGAGGAGGAGAGCAGCGCAGACGUCCUGCUGCACUUCGCCACGGAGAGCACGCCGCACGGCUUCUCCCGAGCCUCCAGUCUGAGCGCGCUCAGUCUGGACGAGCCAUACAUCGCAGCAGAGAUGAGGGGGAAGAAAGAGGAGGAGGAGGGAGGAAACGAGGAGAGGAAGGAGGAGGCGGCUGCGAAACCGAUCCUCGACGAAUCGGACGACGACGAUGACAUUGAGAUCCUGGAGGCGUGCAUCAACAUGGCCAUGCCCAAGUCGUCACGGAAACCAAAGAAACAGCAACAAGCAGCGCCAAGGAAACCCAGCCAGCUUCCUGUUUAUAAGCUCCACCCACCUCAAAGCCGCGCCCAAUCACAGCAGAGGAAGGACGUGCCGCCGCCAGCGGAGGAGGUGCCGAGAGUUUACUGCGUGGAGGGAACGCCGCUCAACUUCUCCACCGCCACCUCGCUUAGUGACCUCACCAUCGACUCCCCACCCAAUGAGGAGGCAGCAGCAGCUGUCAUACCUGUAGCCCCGCCCCCCUCCAGCCAGAGGAGGGGGGCGGGACUACCUGAGGGUGAGAAUGGUGACGACAUCCUCGCCGAGUGCAUCAGCGCCGCCAUGCCCAAAGCCAAACCCAGAAAACCAAUCAGAGCAGCAGCGAACAGCGAGCACCUCCAAGCCCCGCCUCUUCCUCCUCCGGUCCCGCCUCCUCUUGGCCUGCAGCAGCAGAAGAAGAAGCCGACGUCGCCGGUGAAGCCGAUGCCCCAGCGGGCGGCUUAUGGCGUCGCCACGGCAACAGCCGCCAAAGCAAAACCAGGGUUUGCCUUUGACUCGCCGCACCACUACACGCCCAUUGAGGGCACGCCGUGCUGCUUCUCACGCAACGACUCGCUGAGCUCGCUCGACUUCGACGAAGACGACGGCGGUGAGAAGGACGAAGAGAAGAAAAGAAAAGAAGAAGAAGGCAGGAAGAGGAAGCAGCAGACGGCGGCUGUUUUCCCGCGAACGAAACCUGCAACCAACGCGGCGUCGACGACAGACGAGAAGCAGAAGUUUGCCAUCGAGGACACGCCCGUCUGCUUCUCCAGAAACUCCUCCCUGAGCUCGCUGAGCGACAUUGACCAGGAGAACAACAACAAGGAGUUCGCUCCGCCGCCGCCACCGCCGCCUGAGCAGCAAGAUGGAGGCAAAGCAGCAAUAAAGUCUCCUCCUCCUCCGCAGGAAGAGUUGAAGCCCCGCCCCAAUGCGGCGAGCGGCUACGCCCCCAAAGCGUUCCAUGUGGAGGACACGCCUGUCUGCUUCUCCAGGAACUCGUCGCUCAGCUCGCUGAGCAUCGACUCGGAAGACGACCUGCUGCAGGAGUGCAUCAGCUCCGCCAUGCCCAAGAAGAAGAAGAAAGCUGCAGCCGCCGCCGCCAACGCCUCCGUCGUAACGCCACUUCCAGUCACCAAAGCUGAAGAUGGCAUUUUGGCCGAGGAGGAGCCUUCAGAGGCGCCAAGAAGCCCCGCCUCCCCUGAUUCAGAGUCAUUUGAUUGGAAGGCGAUCCAGGAAGGCGCCAACUCAAUCGUCAGCAGCCUGAACGCUGCCGCCGCCGCCGCCACGUCUCUGUCCCGCCAACCGUCAUCAGACUCUGACUCGGUCCUGUCCCUGAAGUCUGUGGGCUCGCCGUUCCGCCUGCCGGCAGCCAAUAACAAUGCAGAAGAAGAUGUGGAGGAGAAGGAGGAGGCGGCGGUGAAGCGAGGGGCGAGGAUCCUGAAGAGCGGUGAACGCAGCUCGCUGGAGGCCAAGAAGAAGAAGGAGGAGCUAGAGGAGGAGGAGGAGGCGAAGGCGCUGAGAGGCGGGAAGAAGGUGUACAGCAGGAGUCUCAUAACGGGUAAGCCGAGGGCGGAGCCAGCAGCCAGGGGGCGCAGCAAACCCAGAGCAGCAGCCGUGGCCAAACCUCCAGGAAGCAGCGAAGGCGCCGACAGAGGAGGCGGGUCCUCUCGGGACUCCACGCCGUCUCGCUCUUCCACAGCAGCCAAUCAGAAAGGAGGGAAGCUGCUGCAGAUGCCGCGCACGGCGUCUCCAGGAAGUGCAUCAUCAUCGUCUUCAUCGGCCUCCAGACCAGCCAAACAGAGCGGGGCAGCGAGGAGCGGCGGCGGCGGCGGCAUCCCUAGGAGCGAGUCGGCGUCGAGGGUCAGUGGCUCCACGGCGGCCAAGAAGCCGAAGGCGGAGCCAGAGAAGCCGGCGCUGGUCCGUCAGUCGACCUUCAUCAAAGAAGCACCGAGCCCGACGCUGAAGAGGAAGCUGGAGGAGUCUGCAGCAGCGGCGGCGGCGGCGGCGGCGGCUGCUACGGCGUUAGAGUCACCGUCCAGCCCCGAUACACCGCUACCAGCAACAACUAGGAGACACGACGUCAACCGCUCACACUCUGAGAGCCCGUCACGCCCGCAGGAAGUGACAUCAUCACGGUUCAGCCGCACCGGCACCUGGAAGCGGGAAAACAGUGCGGGGGGGGGGGGAGGAGGAGGGAGCGGCGGUAAACACUCGACAUCGUUACCACGCGUGGGAACAUGGAAGAGGUCAGGAAGCUCGUCGUCAGUGCUGUCGGCGUCAUCGGAGUCCAGCGAGAAGGGGCGGAGCGAGGAGGAGAGCGCUGUGAGGUCGAAGGGAACGUGGAGGAAGGCAAAGAGCGGCGGCGGCGGCGGCGGCGGCGGCAGCGGCGGCAGCGACUCGUCAGCCGGACGGAGCUUCGCCGAAAAAUCCGAAGACGUCUGGGUUCGUCUGGAGGACUGUCCCGUCAACAACCCGCGCUCCUCCUCUUCCUGUUCAGCCCGCUCUCCCACCACCGCCAACGCCCCGCCCGUCAUCGACAGCCCCGCGUCCUCCAAGAUCCCCUCCUCCUCCUCUUCCUCCUCCUCCAACCUCAACCUGCGCCGGAGCUGCGAGAGCCUCGACGACAAGCCGCCACCGCCGCCGCCGCCCGAGCGCCCCCAACACCAGCAGCAGCAGCAACGCAGUCAGCAGCGCAGCGGCGCCGUGGCGGCUCGAGUCAGCCCCUUCAACUACACGCCGAGCCCGAGGAAGAGCAACUCUGAGGUCACCACCACCCCCACCCCCACCCCCACGCCAACCACCACGACAGCAUCUUCAACAACCCCCACGCGACCUUCACUCAUCCCCACCCCCGUCACCAAAAAGCGGGAGCCGAAGGGCGGAGAGGGCGGCGGCAGCGGCGGAGAACGCGGUUCGUACAUAGUGACGUCGGUGUGAAAAGAACCAGGAAGAAGACUCUUGUAGACACAGAAUGGCUGCCACAGUUUGGAUAGUUGCCAGAACGGAGGACGUGUACAUACGGAGGGAGAAAUGUCAAAGUGUUUGUGAACUGUACAGGAAGUGUAUUUAAGUGCUAGCCCCGCCCCCUCCCCUCCCUCCUCUCCCCUCAUUGGCUCCCCUCACCUGUCCGUCACGGUUCUUUAAUCGACCAGAGAAAACUUUAAAAAUGAGCUUUUUAUGUUUUUAUACCACUAAAAAUGAUGUGUAGCGCUUAGCUCCGCCCCCUUUCUGCCUGUGUUCCCGCAUGGCCCCGCCCCCCUAACGAUGACCGUUACCAUGGUGAUAUAACGAUGAUGAUGACGAUGAUGAUGUUUCUGCUAGCUGUAGCGUCGGAGCUGAUUCGGCUCUUUUGGAAGUUUUCAUGUUUUUUUGAACGGAGUUUGGUUCUGAGGAAAAACGAGAUUUUUCUCCCGUUUUUUGGGUAGAAAUUAAUUUAUUUUCUCCGUGUGGAGACGAACGUGUCGACUCUGAUGCAGUUUGAGAUGAGAGUUUCAAAGUUAACCUUGUUUGAGUCCAAAAUAAUCCAAAAUAAUCCAGAAAACCUUUUUCAGCUGCAUUCAGUGACGUAGUUUAAUGAGCAGAUGUUUGACAGCUGUGAUGUUCAAAUUAAAGAUUCUCUGUCAGACGGAUGUAAAAAUCAGUUUUUCAGAACCUCACUCGUCACUCACACAAACGGAAUUUAUUGCAGAGGGAAGUUUGCCGCCAGCCGACCGAUCUGUAAACAUUUAAACACGUUGAAGAGCCGGUAUGUGAGGAAACGUUUGUUCUUGAACUUCCUGGUGAAUUUUGAGGAUUUGUAGUCGUCGUCGUCUGUUGGCUGAAAACUUCCCGCUCCGUGCCUCGUUGGAAACAAAUAACACUGUAAAACAUAAGUUAUUGCUGUAAAACCUUUUAACUUUGAAGCACAUAAUUUAAAACAAAAAUGUUUUUUUUUUUGCCAAAAUAAGUUUCCACAGUGUUCUUCAUGGCUGUAACUUGAUUUUUAUGUUGAUGCUGAGGAAAACAACUCUUUUUGGUGAAAUGUUAACCAGAUGAUGAACAAUAAAAAUUCAACAUUUUAGGUGCAAACGUU
Messenger RNA from Sebastes umbrosus (honeycomb rockfish), 8237 nucleotides. RefSeq names its product APC regulator of WNT signaling pathway (gene apc). Lineage: Eukaryota; Metazoa; Chordata; Actinopteri; Perciformes; Sebastidae. Gene Ontology annotation, cellular component: catenin complex; beta-catenin destruction complex; cytoplasmic microtubule. The record is from RefSeq and is a predicted model, not a curated record. Gene Ontology annotation, molecular function: gamma-catenin binding; beta-catenin binding; microtubule binding. Gene Ontology annotation, biological process: negative regulation of microtubule depolymerization; Wnt signaling pathway; nervous system development.